Daldinia childiae is the source of this 2127-nucleotide messenger RNA. RefSeq lists its product as uncharacterized. The transcript has a single exon. The record is from RefSeq and is a predicted model, not a curated record. The coding region runs from base 1 to 2127 and encodes 708 amino acids. Lineage: Eukaryota; Fungi; Ascomycota; Sordariomycetes; Xylariales; Hypoxylaceae.
AUGGUUAUCUCCCAACCAGCCACGCCAGAGCGUGGCGCUAGGGCUCAGCCUCACCAGCAGUACCCGGAUAGCUUCAACUUCAGAGCUUGUCAACAGCUCCUGAAAACAGGCCCUCCGGUAACUCUGCAGCCAUUUCAACCCAGCAGCAGCCCAACCCGCAAUCUUACAGCAGACAACAGGGACAGAGGACAUCGCCGCAAUAGACGCCUGGACACGGGCACCCAAGAUAGCACAACCAACAGGUUUGCAGCCCUCGCAGAAGAGGAUGACGCCACAGAAACGCCUACCCCUGUUUUUGACCUGGAAGCUGAGACCGAAGAAUUCAUCAAGACGCAGAAGGAGAGACUUGACAUACGCGCUAAGGUCCUCAGAACCUACGCAGAAGCAAUCACAGCCUGCACGCGAAAAUUCACCACGGGUUACGGACUACACAUUGCCAAUGAGUUUCAAAGCACCCUCUUGCGACAUUGGAACCAAUUUGUACGCGCAGAAGAACCGCUCAUACCGGGAAAUACGAACACACACGCUCCAAGCUCACUCACAGGGACAACCAAACCUACGCCGCCAGCGCCGGCCGCCAGAGAAAACACCAGAGCCGACAAGUCGGUCAGCUUCGCCAACAUCGCGAAAAAUGCCUCACGCCAGGCACCCGGGGAUGUGCACGUGCACGUGCACCCACACCGCCGCCAGAACACAACUAUUGCGGACCGCACCGAUCGCAGGGUCCUUCUCCGCUUGAAGAGUGGCUCCUCUUUCUUCGAGAAGGGCCUACAGAUUCGCCUCGCACUAAAGGACAAGCUUGCUAUAGCAUCCCAGGACAUCCAAGACAUCAAGCCAACAAAUACAGGAUGGGCAAUUGUGGCCCGGAACGAGAAAAUUCAGCAGCUUAUCCUUGAGAAGCAGAACGAAUGGGGCCCGUGCAUCGACCUAGAUAUUGCAGAGAAACAAGUCCCAUGGCACACCUACUUGAUCAAGAACUUCCCUAAGACUCUCCACUCUUGGGACGGCACCCUUCUGGAUUUCGAGGCAACGAUUGAAGAAGAGAUCGAAGCCCAAACAGGGCAAAAGCCAGAACGAUGGCAUGUCUCACAAAAGCCUAAUAAUGAGGAUCCGACCAAAGCAACACUGGUCAUCUCAUUCCUUAAGCCGCUGAACAGCAAUUUUCGGCUACUCGGACAGGGAAGCUACUCCUUUAAACUUACCAAACCGAAGAAAUUGUCUCAGUGCACCCACUGCUGGAACUUCCACCCGCCAACUCGCUGCAUAGCUACAAAAGUCUGUGUGCGCUGUGGCGUCAAAGAUGACGUGCACAGCGCAGACAGCUGCGACAAUACGAUAAAAUGCGCAAACUGCUAUGGCGCACAUGAAGCCAAUUACGAGAACUGCUACGCUCGCCCACAGAAACUUCGCGACAACUUCCAGAAACUCUCAAAGACUCAGCUUAUCUACGCCCGACGACUAGGCCAGGAAGACUUCAAACGAAAGAACAGUACACAGCAAACUAACCUUAACAGCGACCAACUCCCACCAGCUGUGGAACAGGGUGAGGAAUGCGCCUGCCCUCUACAGGAUGCCGAGAUGAGCGGCACAGAGCCAAUCCAGACAAACCAGGUAAAUAUUGCAGAUCACGAAGGUAAAGGAGCGGAUAUCCCGGGAGAGAGGGAAAAAGAAAAGGACGACGAAGAAACAGAGGAAGAAGCAUCAGAGGAGGAGGAAGCAGAGGAAGACGAACAAGAAGAGGAAGAGAUUGAAGAGGCACUACCGCCGCCAGCACGGUUGUACCCAACAGGAGCCAACACAAAACACGAUCCUCGCGUCAUUCCCAAACACCACUUCUAUAUGACCGGAAAGGGUGCGUCGCAAACAGCUACCAAGCAGAAUCCUACGACCAAUGCCAGCACUACCAAGAACCCGUACCUCACCAUCAAAAAGCAGUUUCGACCUCAACCUCGAACCGAUGACAUCGAACCGCCCAGCGAAGCCACCUCCCAGGAAAUCAUUGAAGUACGCACGCCUAGGCAGACCUCAGCCACGCACUCACCCCCUAGCAGCCCCCCACUAGCUGCCAGAGGGCGAGACCAGUCACCGAGCAAAAUACGACGCAUUACCACACGCGGGCGUAAAUGA